Molecule: messenger RNA, 11409 nt
Organism: Mercenaria mercenaria
Lineage: Eukaryota; Metazoa; Mollusca; Bivalvia; Venerida; Veneridae
Product: sushi, von Willebrand factor type A, EGF and pentraxin domain-containing protein 1-like
Exons: 38
Coding region: 1-10668 (3555 amino acids)
Molecular function (GO): calcium ion binding
Source: RefSeq, a predicted model, not a curated record
AUGCUAAAGGAAAAAAAAAGUUUGUUCCCGAAACUGGUUUUUCGGAUUUCACGGUUUGAUGUUAACCAUACACGUGUCUCUGUUGUUACGUUUUCAUCACGUGGCCGCGUGAUUCGCCACGUGGAUUAUUUAGCAGACGACCAUAAAGACCGACAUAAAUGCUCUCUCCUCGAAGAGGAUCUGAGGAAAAUCGACUAUUCAGGAGGCGGUACUUACACACUUGGUGCUCUUUUAGAAGCAAAGAAAGUAUUGACAAAGUCACGUGCAACAGCUAACAAGGCGAUAUUUUUGGUAACAGACGGAUUUUCUAAUGGCGGCGAUCCGAGACCAGUGGCAAAGAGUCUUCGCCAGAAGGGAAUAAAAAUGUUUACGUUCGGUAUCCAGAAUGGUAACGUUAGAGAAUUGUACGACAUGGCCUCACAUCCGAAAAAUGAAUCAACCUACAUUCUCGACAGUUUCGAGGAGUUCGAGGCCCUUGCAAAGAGAGCUCUCCAUGAAGAUUUGACGUCUGGAAGAUAUAUCGAGCAGCGCCCACGAAAAUGUAACCGACUGUGUGUCGGCAGGGACUGUUGUGACACGGUCGCCACGUGCAACUGCGGCACGCAUACAGGAAAGUAUGAGUGCAUGUGUCCUGCUGGGUACUUCGGCAAUGGGCUGACAGGGGGAUGUCAAGCUUGUCCGUCGGGGACAUACAAGUCCGACAAAAUUCCCGGAGAUGUGUUCACGUGCACAAAAUGCCCGGAUGAAAAUCAUAUAACAGUACCCGGGGCUACAUCAGUACAACAGUGUGUCUGUAGGAAAGGAUUUAGAAACUUCAAAAAUAAAGGAUGUGCAGUGUUGAAGUGUCCCGCCCUGGAAGUACCAAAGAAUGGCUAUUUUGUUAACGAUAAAUGUAAGAACGUAUUUAAUGCCGCCUGUGGACUGAGGUGUAAGCCUGGGUAUGAGCUUCGCGGCAGCAGUCUGCGAAUAUGCCGAGAGGACGGCACAUGGUCCGGCACAGAGACGGAAUGUAUCAUGAAGACAUGCCCGGCUUUGAUGACUCCGAAGAAUGGUAACAUGAUCUGUACCACAGAUGAUUUCAGCUUUAAUACUGUCUGCAGAUUUACAUGCGACACCGGGUAUAAACUGGUUGGUUCCCGAAAACGCACGUGUCUCGCCAUUGCAUUCUGGACAGGGAUAAAUACAAGGUGUAGAGAAAUUACAUGUAGACCGUUGCCUAUUGUACGGGAUGGGAGCAUCUAUCCUCCGGCUUGUACUGCUGGUGACGUUGCAUUUGGAACCACGUGUUCAGUCACGUGCCACCCAGGAUACUCCCUGAUUGGACCACACAGCAAACAGUGCCUCCCUGAAGGUGUGUGGACCCCGGCGUCUGAUGUCAGUCAGUGCGUAGAUACAGCAGCUCCGUUCAUCAUGUGCCCGUACAAUAUUGAAGCUGAGACAGACCUUAAUGAAAACACAGCCACCGUCUCCUGGCAGGUACCUCUAGCGGUUGAUAACUCAGGGUAUGUUCCUAUUUUAUCAUCUAUACCGGCAGUUAUGCCACCAGAAAAGUUCCCAGUCGGCACAACAAAGGUUACAUACAUAGCCGAGGACCUCAAUAAAAACGGAGCCGACUGUCAUUUCUACGUAAUUGUAAAAGACAAACAGGCGCCGACCAUUGACCGAUGUUUCUCUCCCUUACCCAUCGUGUCCCCAGAACCCUACGCUGACGUCUCGUGGGAGGAACCUAUCUUCAGUGACAAUUCUGGUAAUGACGUCAUGAUUCGCCGAUCACAUGCUCCAGGGCUCUUCCCGAAGGGUAAAACGGAAGUGAUAUACAAAGCAUACGAUGACAGCGGAAACAGCCGAUCUUGUGUGCUAAAAAUAAAUAUCAUUCCCCAUCCUUGCGAAUAUCCACCUGUUCCGUUGAACGGAAACCGGACGUGUUAUGAGGACAGUGAGGGCGUAGUGUGUAAGUUUAUGUGUAAAGAGGGGUACGACUUCGCAAUACAACCUGCGGAAGAAUACAGGUGUGCAUUUGACAAUGUCUGGGAACCUAAAGACCAGACGCCAAUAUCCGACUGCUCAGCACUUCAGCAGUCUCAUGACGUCAUACAACCUGCAUCGUUUACGUUCGCCGGACUGGUUGCCUGCCAACAAAGAAUCAUCCUUACCAGGUUAGAGAAGGACUUCGAGCAUAGAGUGACAAAACGGAUAAAUGAGCUCUGUGAAGAGGGUGUGGACUGUUCUAUCCGGGAUCUUGAGACAACAUGUGAGCAACAAGACGGUUCCGGUUUACGCAUUGUGCUUGGUCGCGACAAAAGAAGUGUUAUGGAAAGGAGGGUGGAGGAACGAUUACGGAAGAAGAGACAGGCAGAGACCGAUACAGAGACUGUAGAGGAUAAACACGCCAUAAUUACUUUUAAUUAUCUCAUAGCAGGAUCAGUAGGCAAUGUGUCGGAUUCUUCUAGUAAAACAUCUGGUCAAGAACAGUUGUUACAAGUAGUUGAAAAUAUCAAGAAAACACUGAAGAAAGAUGCCAAGAGAGGGGACUUUAAUAUAGAAGCUGAUGGAAAACCUCUACAACUUCAGGACAUGAAGUUUGACGACAGUCCUGUCUUUGAGUGUGAACAGGGAAGUGUUGUGGUAGACAACGCAUGUGCAAAUUGUCCAGUGGGAACAUUUUUCAAUGUGGUAUCGGAGCAGUGUGAGGCGUGUCCGAAAGGAACCUUCCAGCCAUCAACAGGACAGUUGUCAUGUCUAUAUUGUCCCACAAAUACCUCCACACCAGGUCUACAUGCUACAAGCGAAGAUAACUGUAAAGCGCUCUGCCUACCCGGAACGUUUUCGUACAACGGCCUUGAAAUCUGUGAAACAUGCAGAAGAAGCUACUACCAGGACGAGUACGGCCAGACUGAUUGUAAAAAAUGUCAGAAACGGCAUACAACCGUGAGAAGAGGAUCCAGAACAGAUCGGGAAUGUAAAGAAAAAUGUGCGGAGGGAUACGUGUCUAGAACCGGAUUGCAGCCGUGCUGGCCGUGCCCUAUAGGCACAUAUCAACCAAAAGGCGGGAAAAGCUCGUGUAUCAAGUGUCCAGCAAAUUCUGACACAGCGCAGACUGCAUCGACACAAAUCUCUCAGUGUGAAUUUGAACAAUCUGAUGGACCUCAAAACAUAGAAGCAUUUGAGGCUUUUGGCGGUCAGCAACAAGAAAUAGGGUUUGAUGAUUGUUUGAAAGGGGAGUGUCUGAACGGAGCUACGUGCAAGUCUGAGUUGUUCGGUUUCGAAUGCAUCUGUGCUGAGGGUUACAAAGGUGUAUAUUGUCAAGACGAAGUGGAUGAAUGUAGCGGUAAUCCCUGUCAGAAUGGUGGCACGUGUACUGAUCGUGUAGCAGACUACGAAUGCACGUGCCUAUCGGGAUUUACAGGAAAGAAAUGUGAAACGAACAUAGACGACUGUUUGGGAAAACCAUGUGACAACGGCGGCACGUGUAUUGAUGAGAUAGAAGGUUUCACAUGUAGUUGUGCUAAUGGAUUUGAAGGUCCCUUUUGCGAGGUGAAUAUUGAUGAGUGUAAGUCUGCCCCUUGCAUGAAUGGUGGAACAUGCAAGGAUAAGGUAGCAGGAUACGACUGUAAAUGUCCGAAAGGAAUAAAGGGAGAGCAGUGUGAGAUAGACGAGGACGACUGUGCCAGUGGACCAUGUCAGAAUGACGCGAAAUGUAAGGACUCUAGCGGAACUUUCAAAUGUGAAUGCGAAAAAGGUUUUGAAGGAGAUAUGUGUGAUAUAAACAUAGACGAUUGUGCGAGCAACCCGUGCGCAGCUGGUGCUAAAUGUGAAGAUCUGAUUGGUAGUUAUAAAUGUCACUGCCCCAGUGGCACCACUGGGCCUGAUUGUACCUCAGAAAUUGACAUCUACUUCCAACUUGAUUUUCCGUCCACGGCCAGUACCACAGAUUAUGCACGUGUCGAUAUGGACAAGGACUUGACGUCUGUUACCGUUUGUUUCUGGAUGAAAACGGAUGAUAGAGAAAACCAGGGGACACCAUUCUCCUACGCUAAUGCCGAUGGUGACAACAUAUUUACGCUAACCGACUAUGACGGGUUUGUGUUUUACGUGAAUGGAGACAAGGUAACUACUACAGUUAGUGCGAAUGACGGGAUCUGGCACCAUGUUUGUGUUCUCUGGUCAUCAAACCGAGGCUCCUGGAAAAUCUACAUGGACGGAAUACCCAUGGAUAGUGGUAGGAAGUUAGCUAAUGGGCAAACCAUUAAAGGUGGAGGUCAGUUUGUGGUUGGUCAAGAGCAAGACUCACUGGGUGGCGGGUUUUCCAGUCCGGAAUCAUUCAUUGGUCAGAUUUCUCAGCUAAACAUGUGGGGGAGAGCUCUCUCACUUGGAGACAUUGAAUCACUGCGGCUAAAUUGUACCAAACAAAUGGGCGAUGUUAUAUCCUGGGCAGAUGUAUCUGGAAAGAUGCAAGGUGCUGUCACAGAUUCACCUGUAGAGUUUUGCAAAGAAUGCCCGCCAUCGGCGACCAUAGAAAACGGGGCAGUCACUAACACAGGUCUUGAAGCUGGUGCCAGGGAGGAAUAUACAUGUAAAAGGGGAUUCCAGCUGGCUGGCAGAAGGGAGAGACUCUGUCUCGUCACUGGCGAAUGGGAAGGGAAAAUGCCAACGUGCGCAAGGGUGCAGUGUGGAUACCCUGGCACGAUAGACAACGGUUGGAUAGAGGGCGAGAGGUACACCUAUGACAAUCGCAUUCGAUAUGAUUGUGACAGGGGUUACAGGCUUGUAGGCCCUGCCACCAGAUACUGUGGGGAAUUUGGAUUCUGGGAAGGGGAUGAACCAGUUUGUGAGCGGAUAAAGUGCACCAUCCCAGUGCUGUCUGAAAACACGCUUGUGAGUAAUCCAUCACCUGACAACAAAUACGAGCCCGGACAGGAUGUUUUCUUCGAAUGUAAACCUGGUAAUGAAUUUUUCACUAAACACACGUCUGUGUAUUGCCAAAACGACGGAACAUUUGAUGUGAGUAUUCCAACAUGCGAUCCUCAAAAAUGUGGGAUUCCACUGAAAAUAGACUACGGAAAUUUUCCUAAUGCGGAAAAUCUAAAAGAAUUUCCAGUGGGACAUAUUGCACAAUACACUUGCGAAUUCGGAUAUAAGUUUUCACAGAACAGUAUAAAUCCAAGUGGGAAAAUCAAUUGUCUCCCGACAGGUGAAUGGGAAGCGAAUCUGCCAGAAUGCGUAGUUGUUACGUGUCGAGAUCCAAGUGAUAUAGACCACGGUCAGUAUGAGAAAACGGGUAACACAUUUCUUGAUCAGGCACGGUAUAGUUGCGAUCAGGGCUACGGACUUUCACAUAGUAACGUUCUGGAAUGUUAUGAGACUGGCGAAUGGAGUCCCAAACCUCCGGAAUGUAUUCCUGUACGAUGUGGACGUCCUGAUGAUAUACUUCAUGGUUUUUUUGAAGGAGAUGUAUUUACGUAUAAAGAGAUUGUAACAUAUAAAUGCGAUUUGGGAUAUAAACUUGUUGGCAAAGCACGCAGAGAAUGUUUAGAAGACACCAACUGGAGCGGGAAACUGCCAGUUUGCAAACCCGUAUCAUGUGGCAAGCCAGAUGAAAUAGAUCACGGCCAAUGGAAAGGCCGAGAAUACACGCUUAAUAAUGUAAUCCGCUAUGUUUGUGACGAAGGCUACGAGCUUGACGGGCCCGAAGAGAGAAUCUGUCGGGAAACUGGAAAAUGGCAAAACGGAUCCCCAACUUGCAAUAAAAUAGAAUGUGACAUUCCCCCAUCCAUUGACAACGGUUUUUACACAGAAACAUCUUUCUUUUACCAAGACAAUGUCACAUAUACUUGCGAGAAUGGGUUCUAUAUGGAGGGUGAAGCUGUUCUGAUAUGUCUAGGAAAUAAACGGUGGUCCCAACUCCCCCCAAGUUGUCAAGCUAUCGAGUGUUUCAGUCCGCCUAAUAUUGAUCAUGCAAGCUAUUCAAACCCUGAAAGACUUGAAACAUUUAGGAUCGGGUAUAGAGUAACAUACCAAUGUGAUGCUGGUUACGAGCUCUCUCGGAAUAGUUUAAAUCCAAGUGGAGAAAUAGAAUGUUUAGAGACUGGUCAAUGGGAAGCCAACCUUCCGGAAUGUUUUAUUGUGACAUGUCCACAGCCACUGUCAAUACAGUAUGGAAAUGCUGUGGUAUCAAGCGUAAAUUUAGAAUAUGGUAGUUUUGUCAGAUACAUCUGUAACGCAGGGUACGAGUUAGAAGGAGAAGAAAGUCUAACUUGUGAAUCAGAUGGGACAUGGUCUGGUGAGCCCCCACUUUGUCGAGCUAUUGAAUGUGUAGCCCCGCCAGUUGUGCUAAAUGGACGAUUAGAUUAUAAGGACUUGAAAUUAGGGUCUGUUAUCCGUUAUAUGUGUAAUGAAGGAUACGAACUGUCUGGGCUGGAAGUACGUCGCUGCUUGGCAAGUUUAACGUGGGAAGGAGAAGAGCCAGUUUGUUUGCCAGUAAAUUGCGGGAUCCCAGAAGAUGUAGCAAACGGUUUAGUUGAAUACGAAGAUACGCUUUUUCAGGCAACAGCACAAUAUAGUUGUAAUAAUGGCUACUUCAUAGUUGGUGAUAAAACUCGCGUCUGUACAAAAGACAAAAUAUGGAGUGGUGAAGUACCUACAUGUCAGAUUGUUCAGUGUGACAAGCCUUCACACAUAAUAUCGAACGGUCGUAUGGAAGGAGAAGUUUUUACCUUUGGUUCAGUUAUUACAUAUGAGUGUGAUGCUGGUUACUAUAUAGAUGGACCAUCAAACGAGAGGAAAUGCCUUGCUUCGGGGCAAUGGGAUAAGCCGAUACCAGUUUGUACAGCCGUCGAGUGUCCGAGGUUAAAUAUUCGAAAUGGAUUUACUUCCAGUUUUCAGACAGAAUUUGGUACAACGGUUACAAUCUCGUGUCGUUCCGGAUAUAGACUACAAGGUGCCUCUAAUCGCACUUGCCAGGAAGAUGGUUCAUGGAGUGGUGAAGAGACUGUUUGUGUGAAGUACGCAUGUCCAAGACUUAACCCUCCGGUAAAUGGACAGGUUUUUGUCCAGAGGGGAAGAGCCACAUACGCAUGCAUAGAAGGUUACACGAUGAACGGCCCAGACGUAAGAGAAUGUCAGAGUGACAAUACAUGGAGUUUAGCUGCACCUACGUGUGACGCAGUGCCAUGCGAGGAUAUAACCGCUGCCGGGUUCCAAAAUGGUUUUAUGACAUAUGAUCAACUGACGUUCGGUUCUAGUAUUAUCUUCGAGUGUGAUGCGGGUUACUCUUUGGUUGGGGAACGUAAAUUAGACUGCCAGUACGAUGGCACCUGGAGUGGUUCAAUGCCCUUUUGUGAUAAGAAAACAUGCUUUCCUCCGUUUAUCCCAGCCAACACUAAAAUUGUAGGGACUGAUUUUACGUUUGGCGCCACUAUCGAGUACCAGUGUGAUGAGGGAUAUAGGGUUCAGGGCAACACAAGAAGAGAGUGCCAGGCAGAUGGGUCUUGGUCAGGUAGCUCACCAAUAUGCCUGUUCAUCAUUUGCCCGCGUCCAGAACCUAACCGAAACGUUGUUGUUCUUGGCACGUCUUAUACGUACGGAAGUGAACUUGAAUACAGCUGCAAUGACGGUUAUGAACUGGAUGGCCCGAGUAUCAGAAGAUGUACAGAAAGUGGGGAAUGGUCUGGAAAGGAACCAUUUUGUACAAGGAAUGAGUGCCCGAGACCACCGCCUUUCCAAAAUGGACAAUUUUUCGCAUCAAGUUAUUCUCAAGGCAGCAACAUAAUUUACUCGUGUAAUGAAGGAUAUGAACUGAUAGGUAUAAGUGUUAGGUUAUGUUUAAGUACCCUGGAAUGGUCAGGGGAUGAGCCAUAUUGCCAGAGAGUUCAAUGUCCCGAUCCGCCGCCAUUAGACAAUGGGUUUUACGAUGGAUAUGAAUUUUAUUACGGAGACGUUGUUGAAUACAAAUGUAACACCGGUUAUGAUUUAGUAGGACAAGCUCGUCGGCUGUGUCUCUCAGUUGGUCAAUGGGGUGGAGCAGACGCAACAUGUAUAAAAAUUAACUGUGGUCCCCCGCCUGUCCGGAACAAUGUGGUAUAUAACAUACCAGGCGGCGACAAGGAGGGAAAGUUCGAAGCAACAGCCUCGUUAUCGUGCGAGGAAGGAUACCAAGGUCGUGGUGUGAACUUUCAACGUUGUCAAGCUAAUGGUGCGUGGACAGAGUCUAACUUUGUUUGUGAAAUUGUCACUUGUCCUGAAUUUCCAACAGUUGGCAAUGGAAGAAUACUGGGGCAAGGAAACCAGUAUGGAACCGAACUUGAAAUCCAGUGUGACGAGGGUUAUUAUUUGAUAGGUAAAGCUAGACCGAGAUGCGGACCAAAUGGUGACUGGGAUUAUGAAAAUCAGCCUUAUUGCGAGCUUUCUGGUUGUCCUGAUUUACCUAAAAUAACUAAUGGUUUAUCAACUGAAACAGGGUCAGGUGUCGGAGCUGUAGUAACGUACAGCUGUGAUGAAGGGUACAGACUACAGGGUUCGAACCGAAGAACGUGCGAGAAAGGUGGUUCUUGGAGUGGCUCUGAUCCCUAUUGUAGGUUAAUCAUAUGCGAAGUACCACCAUUUGUUGAUCAUUCAGUUCCUUUUGAUUCCCUCACACAGUAUCUAUAUAAAUCAAAAGCACGAUAUGUUUGUGAAACGGGGUAUGAGCUAUCUUCUGGGGAUAGCACGUUAACUUGUUCGGAGUCAGGAGCAUGGUCUGGAACGAUCCCGACCUGUUCGCUUGUGCAAUGUGGAGAACCAACACAAGUCCCAAAUAGCAAAGUCGCCGUUGCUUCGUACAAUUAUGAAGGAGAGGCACAGUAUCUGUGUUACCUAGGAUACAGGGUGAAAGGAUCCUCAACAAUUACUUGUGGCAAAAAUGGAAACUGGAUAGGAACGCCUCCAGAAUGUGUACCGAUAGACUGUGGCACUCCGCCUUAUGUGCCAAAUUCUAUGAAGAUAGAUUCGAAAAACUACACAUUUAAAAGUGUCAUAAACUAUGUGUGUGACGUUGGGUUCCACCUGGUCGGACAACAGACUACUUCAUGUCUAGCCACGGGUGUAUGGUCUGGAAUACCACCGGUCUGUGAGCCGAUAUCAUGUGGAACUCCACCUGAAAUUGAAAAUGCUAUUUACAGAGGCAAUGACCAUUUUUACACUUCUACUGUAACAUACGAGUGUUUCCCUAAUUUUGAAAUUUCUGGAAAUCCUACAUUAACAUGUGCAUACGACGGUUCAUGGAAAGGUGUCAGACCAGAAUGUCAUGCGGUGACUUGUGGGCCACCUCCAGUUUUCCCACACUCUUCGACAACCAUGCCUUUGGGAGCAAAUGUCGGUAGUGUAGUUUCCUUUAUGUGUAACGACGGAUUUUAUCUUCUUGGAAGUGCAACAGCAAGAUGUACUGAGAGUAAACAAUGGGAGUACGAAGGAGAGCCUCCAGUAUGUGAACCUAAAGAUUGUCUAGAUCCGCCAGAACUGAAAAAUGGCUACAGGAAGUUUACAGAAACAUUGUAUGAAUCUACAGUGAGGUACUUCUGUGAUGCAGGGUACACAUUGCUCGGUCAGGACUCGCUCAGGUGUGGGUCCAAGGGACAAUGGGAAGGGAAACUUCCUACAUGCGAGUUACUUAAUUGCGGAGUUCCUCCACACGGAGACCACGUGAUUGUCGAUGGAGAUAGUUAUACCUACCAAAGCAAGGUGACAUAUAGCUGCGAAAAUGGGUACAAACUACUAGGAGAGUCGGUGUCAGUUUGUACUGAGACGGGAGACUGGUCUGUCCAGUCGCCACAGUGUGAACGUGUCACCUGUAAGCAGCUUAUCCUACCGGAGAAUGGAAUAGUAUUAAAUGGCGAUCUACGUAGUACAAGUAAUUCUGGUGAUAGGGUGGAGUUAGAUUGUAACCCUGGUUACCAGAUGAUAGGCAAUGGACAACUUGAAUGCCUAGAGACCGGGAUAUGGAGCUCGGAAGUACCAAAGUGUGAACCUACUACAGAUGCUCUUGUGUGUGGCGUUGAUACGGGUGUUGAACAUGCACGUGAGCUAAGCACGACAAUGCCGGUUGGAAGUGUAGAAACGCUUGUAUGUGACGCGGGUUAUACAGAAACAGGGGACGUUACCGUAACUUGCCAGGAGGAUUUAACUUGGUCUCAGCCAGCAGGGUUCUGUUCUAGAGUUUUCUGUGGUAAACCAAGACUUCGUGAUUUUGUCAAUGUUGUGCGUAUCAGAGGAGCGUCAUAUUUCUAUGGAGACGAGAUACAAUUUCAGUGCCGAGCCGGUGUAGCACCGGCUAGAUCUCCGCCUAUAAUAAGAUGCUUGAGCGAUGGAUCAUGGGACGGUGAAUUCAGAUGCGGAGUGACAUGUAAGCGACCAUGUCAGCAUGGUGGUAUAUGUUUGGGACUUAACAGAUGUAAAUGUCCAACAGGCUACGGAGGUGCAGUUUGUGAGAAAGCAAAGUGCAUCCUUCCCUGUUUUAAUGGCGGCAGAUGUACAGCUCCAUAUCUGUGCACGUGUCCACCUGGAUACGAGGGUGUUCGUUGUCAGAGAGCUGUAUGCAGCAAACCAUGUGCAAAUGGCGGGAAAUGUGUGAAGCCAAACAAAUGCCGCUGCCGAUACAAGUACAGUGGUAGAUUCUGUGAAAACAAGAAACUCUAACAAUAUUUAUUAACUUUGCUGUCAUUUUCGUCAUUUAUUUUGAUAACGUAAAUUACCUGUACAUAUAUGUGUUAGUGGUUAAUAUUUUCUAAUCAUCCUUACGUAUUUCAGGAAGGAAAACAUACUUAAAUAUGAUGAAUAGUUUAAUUCAGUUAAGCGAUAAAAUGUUUAGGAAUUUGAAGUAAGCACCAAACAAGAUUUGCUGCUUGCAGCCUGAUAAACGCGUGACCCUCUUAAACAUUUUAACAUUUUGUGACCUAGUUCGACUUCCAGAUCGGUAUGAGCUCUUCCGCCAUCUAUGUUGAUUGUUUUACCAGACGUAAUGUUCAUUGAUGAACUGGAGCAUAUUUUUCAGAAUCUCAGUAUUUUUAUUAUCUUUUUCUCUGAUGAAAUAUGAUAUAUUAUUUCAUUUUAUAUAUAUUCUUCUCGCUGUCACUUGUAGACAUGAAAAUGCAUCAGAAUAAAUAGUUUAUAUAAAAAGUCACAAUUACCUAACGUCUAAGAACAUUUGAAUCCGGAAUAUGUACGAUAUAAGUAUAGCAACGGUGUGAAGUCUUGCAAAAUUUUGCGGCAACAGAAAGUUUAGGGCAGUGGAUCCUAAAAUAUGCUUUUUUCUCGUUGACAUUGAAUAGCAUUACCUAUAUAUUGUUAAACUAUAUUGUAUUCUAAUUUUGAAAAGAAAACUGAAGUUAUAAUGCAAAAUUGCCUACGAGAACAGAAUAAAUAUAGAUAGGAAAUGUC